AUGUUAGUCCAAGUGGUAAGGAGUUGCCAUACGUAAAAAAUUAGUUUAGGACGAAAACCAACAACUAUGCAGUUUUGUCAUCUCUCAUACUCAACAAUGGACUGAGCCAAAGUUAUCUUGGAAUCCAGAAGAGUAUUGGAACAUAACAAGUGUAUCACUGCCACCUUCAGUUGUUUGGCUACCUAGCUUGUUUAUUUAUAACAGGUAAGAAAUAAUACUCUUCUACCCUAUCCUAUCCUACCCUACCCACUGUAUGUUUUUAGCAUCAGCACUAAAGACAUGAUGCGACCGGAAAGGUUCAACAUGAGGCUGCACGACAAUGGAAGGGUAUUCAUGAACAUCCCACAAACAGUGGUAGCAGUGUGUGACAUGGAUGUGUCGGUAUGUUAUUGAUUAUCGUAGCUUACUGCAGUCAUAGACUAUCUUAACCAUACCUCCCUAUUAAGUCCAGUCCUACCACUAGCCCGGGCCUUAACCCUAUCCUCAGUCUAAGUCUCAGACCUAAGCCGCGGCCCUAAUCCCUAACUAAGUCUUGACCCUAAUAAUGACCUUUUGCUAACAUUUUUCCAGCUAUUUCCAUUCGACACUCAAUACUGUCCAAUCUCCCAUACGUCGCCACUUCUGACGGUCGAAGAACAGGUCGUGACAGUACGCCAAACACCCGAAAAAGCCGACUUUAAAGGAAACCCGGAAUACGAUGUUAUCAACGUCACCACAUUUGCCUAUAAUAUUUCGGAAAAUGGCGAAACAAGAAUGAGCUAUGUGUUUGUGUUUCAGUUGAAACGACGACCUUUGUAUUACAUUAUUGUCAUUGUUAUACCGACGUUCUUGAUUAGCGCGUUAAGCAUUUUUGGCAUCUUUUGUAGCGAAAAUGUGGCACAGUCUAGGACUGAAAAGGUAAAAAGAUUGUUUGUUGUUUUGUACUAGGUUGUUCAAAAAGUAAUGAACCACUAAGCUUCAUAACACAAAAAUUUUAAAAAUAAAACAAAAAAUGUCAACCAUCGUAUAACUUGUCACUGGCAACCUGCAGAACAUCGAAAUUGAUGACUUAGAAGAAAUGGCAACAACUUUCUUUACAAGACAAAAAAUGGCAAGACCUUUCAUUACAGACAAAAAACGCAAAAACUUUUAAAAAAAGAAUUCAGAUAUCGACCGGUCUAGCCUCUCUACUCUCCCUAAUAGUACUACUGGGUGUAAUAUCAUCCGAAAUGCCUAGAACCGAAAAGUUCCCUUUGCUUGGAAUGUACAUUUUAUCAGUACUAUUUGUCAUUUCAUUGGCUAUAGUCGUAUCUUUCAUCGAACAUACGAUCCACGCCAGAUUUAUCGAGAAAAACGUUUUUCCGUCGUUGAACUUGUACAAGAUAUUACUAUUGACACCGUGCAAGGAUGUGAAGGAGAAAAUUAAAAGCAAUGGAAAAUGUGUACAAAAUGAUUCAAAAUUGGCAGCAAUGAUUGAUAGUACUAUUCGAAAGAACUCAACUGACAGUUUGGAUAAAAGCAACUUGGAACAGUAA
Messenger RNA from Bursaphelenchus okinawaensis, 1514 nucleotides. The record is from the annotation of a GenBank genome assembly. Lineage: Eukaryota; Metazoa; Nematoda; Chromadorea; Rhabditida; Aphelenchoididae.